UAAAUUGAUACAGUAAUUAGGGGUCUCGGUGGAUCCCGAGUUCAUGGCUCGUUGCAGUUUUACCGAGUCCGACAUAGUCCUAGUAUUUGAACUGGUGCAAACUUCGCAUUGAAAGUGCAACGAAACCCUAAUUAAAUAUUGAGGAUUAUCACCAUCUGUAAUUCUUCUAUUUAGAUGAUGGAUACAACCUCAAAUUUACCUCUUCCUGAGGCAUUCAUAAAAUUUCUCGAAGAAAAUGGAUUAGACCCAUCAAUUUAUACCUCCACCGAUACUCUCCCUCGUUAUAUUAGGUUGAAGCCUGGAUGCGAGGCGGAAAUUGAUGAGAUUGAAGCAGAACUUCAGUGCAGUUUGAAUGAAGUGAGUUGGUUGCCAAAUUUUUAUUCAAUCCCACCUCAAAUUCAGAUUGCCAGCUCCAAAGCUUACCAACAUGGCAAGGUUUACGGAAUUGAUGCUGCGUCAGGUGCUGCUGUACAUGCUCUAAACGUUGUACCAGGAGACCAUGUGCUUGAUCUUUGUGCUGCCCCUGGUGCAAAGCUUUGUAUGAUGUUGGAUCUUCUUGGUGGUUCUGGUUCAGUUACUGGUGUUGAUGUGGCCAGACAUCGUCUAGCUGCUUGCAGAACAAUGGUGCAGAAAUAUGCAUUGGGUGAUCAUUGUCGACUCUUAGUUACUGAUGGAACAUCAUUCUCUUUGAAACCCACCAGAGUUUAUGCUGGAUCUGGAACAUGCAAGUUCAUUUCUAAUGAAUGUACUUUGGAAAAGAAAACUGAUGCAUUCAUGGAGUGGACUUCUAGACGACCUUGGAAGGAAAGAAAACGUGCAGCAAAAACGAGGGCAGCUACCCUAUUACAUAUCUCAGAACCAGAACUGAUAUUUUAUGGGAAGCAUUCAGGAGUCAUUGGCUGUACGAGAGAUGAAUUAUAUCACAUUGCUAGUGACGAGGAGUUAUCUACUUCUGGUUACGACAAGGUCCUUGUGGAUGCAGAAUGUACGCAUGAUGGGUCAAUUAGACAUGUUCAGAAAUUUGAAAACUGGGGAUGGCAGACACUUGAACGACGUGUGCUUGAUGCAGAGAGAACUGAUGACCUGACAAAUCUCCAAUUUCGACUUCUGAGUAAUGGUUUUCGAUUGCUCAAAGCUGGGGGCUCACUUGUCUACAGCACUUGCAGCUUGACUGUGGCCCAAAAUGAAAAUGUGGUGAAGAGGUUCCUUUCGGGGAAUUCAUCUGCCGAGCUGCAAGAAAUAGAGAGUUCCCACACAUGGCCGUGCAACAAAGGUGGGGUUCCAAGGACCUUGAGAUUUGACCCCGUAACAUCCCAAACUAGCGGGUUAUUCGUUGCCAAAUUCACAAAAUUGGCCAUUUAAUUAGAGGUUUAUCCUGAAGGGGAAAUUCAAGUACCAAAAGAGCUAUUAACUUGUCUGACAAACGAACACGGAACGUUUCAUGAGCAAUUGUGGAUAUAGUACCAUAUAUGCUACAAAAAGAUCUCGAAUUCUUCCACACAGCCGGAAUCAACCAUUUUUUCCAGAAUUGAUCAACCAGCAAAAUUCCUUGCCAAUUGAGAAUUUCUUUGUGGUUUGAGUCCUUGUACUCAGAAACUUUCUGGGUAGUGUUGGCACUUUUUGGAACUAUGAACUCAGAUUUGGCCUCAUCAGACUGUAAGAAAUAUGAAUGAACCCCUAUUGAGAUGAACUUGUCGGGUCAACGUGAGAGCACUGAAUAUAAGAGUCUCUUUUGUGAUGGAUGUGUCUUGCUACCUUGACAACUUAAAAGAGUACAUAUUGCUAGUGGGGUUUGAUUGAAAAUUUGAAACGAUGUCGGAGAUUCGAAAUGUGAUGAAACCAUGAGGCAGCACGCUCAACUCUGCUAUGCUCAAGGAGUCCUGGAUCAUACAGUUGGCUAGUCCUGUGAUAGUCUUUCAUUCAUUUUCCUUGGCGCGCUCUGACAUGCUUUGUAUAGGUUCUUGUAAGUUGCAAUACGAUAUAUAUGCUUCCUUUAUCAUGGAUGCUGGAAGACUCAUUUCUGUACUCGGAUUUGCUGAUAAAAUUUAUAGACAAAUACGUGAAGAGGAAAUCGUUGUAGCUGAUGUAAUUUGUUGAAACAAUCCUAGUUCUAUUAGGGUGUGUUAACUAUUAAUUAUUGAUCAAAACUCCUUGUUACUCCACUUUUUUGUUAAUGAUUAUCCAAUAAAAUGCGAUUUAAAGUGACACAAAAUUCAAUUUGACACAACUUAUAAUCUACUGUACAUGACUCAACCUAAAGUCGAUUUGAAAAUUAGUUUUGGCAAAACAAAUCCACUUGAAUGAUCGAUCCAGUCAACCUAACUUGAGAUCUAAGCCAAACAAAAACAAAUUGAUAAGGUUUACUCGAGACUCAAUGUAAUUCAAUGUUUGUAAGAUAUCCAGACUAGGUGUACACA
Molecule: messenger RNA, 2417 nt
Organism: Amaranthus tricolor (Joseph's coat)
Lineage: Eukaryota; Viridiplantae; Streptophyta; Magnoliopsida; Caryophyllales; Amaranthaceae
Exons: 9
Coding region: 175-1362 (395 amino acids)
Biological process (GO): RNA methylation
Molecular function (GO): methyltransferase activity
Source: RefSeq, a predicted model, not a curated record